This is a messenger RNA of Suillus subaureus, 784 nucleotides long. RefSeq lists its product as uncharacterized. The transcript is spliced from 2 exons. Bases 69 to 689 code for a protein of 206 amino acids. The record is from RefSeq and is a predicted model, not a curated record. NCBI's taxonomy places the organism in Eukaryota, Fungi, Basidiomycota, Agaricomycetes, Boletales, Suillaceae.
GGUCAGGUUUGCCCUUUGACCGACACUACAUCGAGCCUGUGUGCCGCUCGAGAGCCUCAAUAGCAUUAAUGCGUGCGCCAACCCCACAAUUGUCUCUCACAUCUUCCGUACCUUCGAGCAGGAAACAUGCGUUCAAGAAAAGAAAACUCAGUCAUAUUCAAUUGUCCACGCGCCACGACACAGGCUCGUGUCCCUCGAAGACAGAACAAUCUACAGCACCGAACGCACAUAAAGCCUCGACUUUGUCAUGCUCUUCAUGCCACCGUGUGUUAUCUGCAUCGAUGAGGUCUGGUGCAGGUGCAGGUGCAGGCGUAGCUUGUGCAAGGUGUGGAUCAGCUGUAUGUGCGGUUUGUUCUCGCACAUGCUCUUCGAUGCUACGACAAUCCUCGUUCCCGCCGACGCCGGCAUUGACACGGUGUCCCUCUCUGUCGGGGUCGCCAUCACCGUCACCUUCCGGAUCUCCCAAACGAGCCGCAUUAAGCCUAAACAUUUCUACCAUGAACUGUAAUAUACUCCUCUCUCCAUCUUCUGGCAAACGGAAGAAGCCUUCAGACAAGGAUGACGUCGAUGUAGACCAUCCUUCGAAAUCUCGAGGCACGCUUUUCGGCCUAGACGAUGGAGCUCUCCUUGUUCCUGGAUGUGGUCGACCUAUCUGUAGAACGUGCUGCGUGGAGAGUGUUCAGAAGUAAGCUUUUGAUGACUAAUGCUACGUUGAGCGACGAUUGAGACCUUUCCUAAUCGCAGCGAUGGGACUCUUUGUGUAGACUGUUAUGCCGUUGUUGGA